This is a messenger RNA of Solanum tuberosum (potato), 613 nucleotides long. RefSeq lists its product as uncharacterized. The transcript is spliced from 2 exons. Bases 145 to 351 code for a protein of 68 amino acids. NCBI's taxonomy places the organism in Eukaryota, Viridiplantae, Streptophyta, Magnoliopsida, Solanales, Solanaceae. The record is from RefSeq and is a predicted model, not a curated record.
CCACAAUGUAAGAGGUUUAUCUGCUCCUGGUAAGUAGAUUUUGACAUUAUUAGGGUUUUUGAUCAUCUUCAGGUUCCUUCUUCACCAAGAUUUCCAGGAGAAAAAAGCAGAAUACAAAGUCUUAGGUUAGUUCCUUCUGAGAAGAUGGCUGGAUUUCCAGGAUACAGUGCCCUUGCUCCCAAGACUAAGAAUCUGGUUAUGGCAGGAGGUUUGACAGGAUUUGUUUUUGGUGUGUACUACUACACUAUGAGAGCUGUUGGAGGUUCAGAUGAACUUCAAGUAGCCAUUGAUAAGUUUGAAGAUGCAAAACGCAGCAGUGAGGCUGAAGCAAGUUUGGCACCCAAGCAAUAAUUGUGUGCAAAUAUGAAGGUGACACUGCAAUUUGGAAAGAAGUACUGGAUGAUUUUGAAGGAGUAGAAUCAGACUUCAAUCAUCUUAUGCUUGUUGAAUAACUUGUCUUGUUUCUCAUGCUUUGCGAGAAUAUAUAUACUUUGCUGUAAAGAUAUCAAGAUAUUGCAUCUUUUUUUAAGCUUUCAUGUUGAGAUAAAUUUUCUUCCUUGUUGAAAUUCACUGUCUACAGACUAUACAGUCAUCCUGUUUAUUUCAGGUUUUA